Molecule: messenger RNA, 1705 nt
Organism: Fopius arisanus
Lineage: Eukaryota; Metazoa; Arthropoda; Insecta; Hymenoptera; Braconidae
Product: protein tyrosine phosphatase domain-containing protein 1
Biological process (GO): protein dephosphorylation; cilium assembly
Cellular component (GO): cytoplasm
Molecular function (GO): protein tyrosine/serine/threonine phosphatase activity; protein tyrosine phosphatase activity
Source: RefSeq, a predicted model, not a curated record
GGUGACAGACGACGUUUUGACGAUGGCGCGUCCCAGUACGGCUCAACUUCUAAAAAAUAAUGUUAUUGGACAGUUCCAAGAAUGGAGUAUAAAAACGGUAAUAAAUUUGCAGACACCUGGGGAACACAGUAGUUGCGGGGGACCAUUGGGACCCAGUGGAUUUACCUAUGAUCCUUCAGAAUUUAUGAAACACGGAAUCUAUUAUUACAAUUUUGCAUGGAAGGACUACGACGAGGCAACGAUGAGUAAAUUACUGGAUAUGGUAAAAGUUGUGGCAUUUGGAGUGCAGGAAGGUAGAGUGGCAAUUCACUGUCAUGCAGGUCUCGGUAGAACAGGUGUUCUCACCGCGUGCUAUCUUAUCUAUAGUCUACGGGUUCGUGCUAGCGAUGUCAUUCGAUUUGUUCGCAUAAAACGUCCCGGUGCUAUUCAAACACGUGGACAAAUUAAAUGUAUCCAGGACUUCGAGCACUUUAUUCUUCCACAAAUGAUUGUGUAUCCUGGGCGGAUUGGUAGCCUAGGUGGUAGACUGAAUAGUUUGCAGACUUACUUGAAGAAACAGGCUAAUGCCCUGCAUGGAUACGAGCAACGCACAUUCAAACACAUACCCAAAAUAGUCUUCGUCAUUUGCGAGAGGAUUCUACAACUUUGUGAUUGUCAGGAGGACAAUUCACCAGCGGAAAUUGAAUUCAGAAUUGCUGAGACACCUUUUACCAAUAAAUUCAUAUCGAAUGCUUUGGAGAGCCUGCAGGGGAGGGAGAAUGAUAUAAGACAUUCGUUAUCAUGGGCUGAAUGCCUUUCUGAAGCUUCAUUUUACUCCAGCACUUCGAAGAUUGCGGAUGACAGUUUGUCCUCUCGUGAUACUGUUGAGGACAUUAAAAGGCUUGAUGAUGUUUUCUGCCCAUCGCCGGACUCACCCUCAUGUUCACCAAGUUAUCCAAUACUUGAUGAUAAUUACGUGGAUGAGGUACUUGGGGAUGGUAUUCGAGGACAAGAACUCUGCGAGAACGACUGCUACAAGGAAAUUCAAUCACAGAUGGACUUAAAAUUUGCCGCGGAGAAAGAAAAAUUCGAUUAUAUCGAUAUUGAGGAGGUGAUAGCCGCAAUUAUCUGUGAUCAUAAUGAAUUGGUCGAUCAGAAAAAAAAAUUUAUUCACAAAUAUAAAGUGGAUUUGAACAACAGAACUUCCACAUGGCAGCAUCUAGAAUUAGAAACUGAUCUCGAAGUUCUCACUGGACUUUUAUUCGAAUGGUUGGAGACCCUGAAGAGGCCUGUCUUAGAUGUCGACAGUUUAAGUCAAAUUGUAAUACGUGGUUCAAGGCCGAAGCAGUGCCUUCAGAAGUUGGAGCCGUGGAAUCGAUAUAUGCUGGAGUAUCUUUUACGUUUUGUAUCACGGUUGAGACCCAUGACGAUGGACACGCAGAGGCUGAUUGUAAGGAGAAUCCUCGCCUCAAUCACUCAGCAGAGAGUGCGAAUCAAACAGUUGUUGAUGCCUGCAGGGAAAAACUUCCAGAUAUUGCGAGGAGGAACUGCUGGAAAACUCAUGGAUUUUUCGAUGGCAUUUUUGAAUUUAAUAGAAGAGAUUAAUACUCAGGAGUAUAGUCAUAGAUCCUGGUCGAUUUCUUCCAGGUGGUCAAUCGCUAGUAGCCGACUCCAAAAUAUUAAAGACGAAAAUAUUAACUCCCCGAAUAAAUGUGAAUAAUUAAUU